AUGGAGCAUGAAAGCAAGAAGAUAAAAGAGGAGGGCAGUUUGUUCCUGUGUGGCCCGACCUCGUUGUCCCUGUUGGUGGCACCAUCCCUCUGGUGGCACCAUCCCUCUGGUGGCACCAUCCCUCUGGUGGCACCAUCCCUCUGGUGGCACCAUCCCUCAUUCCUUCAUUCUCCACCUCCACCUUCCACUCUCCACCUCCACUCUCCACUCUCCACCUCCACUCUCCACCUUCCACUCUCCACCUCCACUCUCCACUCUCCACCUCCACUCUCCACCUCCACUCUCCACCUCCACUCUCCACCUUCCACUCUCCACCUCCACUCUCCACCUCCACUCUCCACCUCCACUCUCCACCUUCCACUCUCCACCUUCCACUCUCCACCUCCACUCUCCACCUCCACUCUCCACCUCCACUCUCCACCUCCACUCUCCACCUUCCACUCUCCACCUCCACUCUCCACCUCCACUCUCCACUCUCCACCUUCCACUCUCCACCUCCACUCUCCACCUCCACUCUCCACCUCCACUCUCCACCUUCCACUCUCCACUUCCACUCUCCACUCUCCACCUCCACUCUCCACCUUCCACUCUCCACCUUCCACUCUCCACCUCCACUCUCCACCUUCCACUCUCCACCUCCACUCUCCACCUCCACUCUCCACCUCCACCCUCCACCUCCACUCUCCACCUCCACCCACUAUCAGCGUGCUGGCCGUGCCUGCCAGCCUCUUCUCUAGUAUUAAGCCUCGUGGUACUGACAUUGACUCUGAAAAUACUCUCGAGUUGAUCCUUGUCUUAACAACCUCAACUGGUAAAUUUAAGACCAACACAUUUUCGAACUGUCUGACAAAGCUGUUGUUUCUAGCAAGUGGUGAUUCAGCAGAACCACUCUAG
Molecule: messenger RNA, 894 nt
Organism: Procambarus clarkii (red swamp crayfish)
Lineage: Eukaryota; Metazoa; Arthropoda; Malacostraca; Decapoda; Cambaridae
Source: RefSeq, a predicted model, not a curated record